Messenger RNA from Colletotrichum higginsianum IMI 349063, 1179 nucleotides. Its product is annotated as Chalcone-flavanone isomerase. Bases 1 to 1179 code for a protein of 392 amino acids. The transcript has a single exon. Gene Ontology annotation, molecular function: intramolecular lyase activity. The record is from RefSeq and is a predicted model, not a curated record. NCBI's taxonomy places the organism in Eukaryota, Fungi, Ascomycota, Sordariomycetes, Glomerellales, Glomerellaceae.
AUGUUCCGCCCACGCACCCUCCGGGCUUUGCCCAGGGGUCUGCAGCAACCCGCCGUCCGAACAUCGCGGCGCACCUUGUUCUCCCGCCAGCGCAACUCGGCGUCCCGCCCCGUCGAACGAAUGAACAUCAGGCAGAUCGGCGAGGAACGCAUGAACUACGACCGCGACCGCACCUACUUCCUCGCCGCCGGCGCCAUCGCGGGCGUCAUCUCCUUCAUAUACACGGGCAACAAGCUGCUCAACGCCCUCGCCGCCGAGAAGAAGCGCAACGCCAACGCCAACGGAACCGGAAACUCCGGCGGCUACCAGCUCGAUUCGUCGGUGCCGACCGAAACCUUCACGACCGAGGCCGGCUCCAAGCGCAAGGUCGUCCUGCACGACGACGAGGGCAGGGAGGUGGUGCCCACGGGCAACAAGACAGUACCCAGCUUCCCCCGGACCAUUGAUCUGUCCCUGAGCCAGACGCACCGUGACCCGGCCGCGCCCAUCGCCGCCUCGGUCCUUGACGCGGACGGCGUCGAGUAUACCCUCGUCGGCCUCGGCAUCCGCACCGUCACCUUCCUGGGCAUCCAGGUCUACAUGGUGGGCCACUAUGUCGCAACGGCCGACGUCGCCAAGCUACAGCACUACCUCACCAAGAAGAUCAACCCGAUCGCGACGACGCUCGUGCCCUCGGAGCGCGACAGCCUCAAGGCGAAGCUGCUGGACCCGGUCGAGGGCGAGGAGACGUGGUCGGCGCUCCUGCAGGAGGUCGGCUGCCGCAGUGCCUUCCGCAUCGUGCCCGUCCGCGACACCGACUUUCCCCACCUGCGCGACGGCUUCGUGCGCGCCAUCGCGGCGCGCUCGUCGGCCGACAAGGACGCCUACGGCGACGAGGCGUUUGGCCAGGCCAUGAAGGAGUUCAAGAGGCUGUUCAGCAGGGGCAAGGUGCAGAAGGAGAAGGAGCUGCUGCUGUGUCGCGACGAGAAGGGCGCGCUCGAGGUCGUCUUUGACGACGGCAGGAGCUUCGGCCGGCAGACGAUCGGCAAGGUGCAGGACGAGCGCGUGUCGAGGCUGCUGUGGCUCAACUGGCUGGCCGGCCGCAGCGUCGCGUCGGAGCCCGCGCGGCAGAGCAUCAUCGACGGCGUCAUGGAGUUCGUCGAGAGGCCCGUCGGGACCGUCGCCACGCAGGUCGUGUAA